CAGCCUGUCUGACAGAGAGAGCAAAAAAGUGUGUGUAUGUGUGUGUGUGUGAGAGACACACAGAGAAGCAGCCGAGAUGAUAGUGUGAAGCAGUGAGAGGGAAAACCUAGAAAAAAACAGUGAAGGCAAUCAAAAGGGGGGGAGGGCGACAGUGAAAACAGCCAAAAGGCAGACCACAGAAGAAGAAAGAGGGAAAAGAGGAGGGAGAAAAAGUGUGAAUGUACUAUGUCUGGUAGUCCUGGGAACAAAAUCAGGUGAUGCGAUGACUAGAUGAUCAGCCACUUCACACACCAGCAUCCUGUCCUGGAGUCUUGACAGGACGGGACAAGAUCAUACACACACACACCAAAGGAAAGACAAUAUCUGCAAGCCCUCCCACAUCCACUGGACCAUGUCUUCUACCGGUUCAACCAUCCACAACAAGCGUCUGCCAUGACAUGGCCUGGGCAGUCGACUUAUGUAAUGGACUUUUGCAGUGAUGUGUCGAGGGCGGAGACAGACAACUCUCAGCGGGUGUUGGACAAUGAUUCUGCCCAGCACAUGAAGCGAAAAGAGAGACAGCGCUUUUUUGAAGACGUAUACCAGCAUGACUUGGACAACAACUUGCCCUCUGCUCACCUGCAGGUCAGCUAUAGGAAACCCCCUAUGGGAAGUAUCUCUUCUAUGGAGGUUAAUGUGGACGUCUUGGAGCAGAUGGACCUGAUGGACAUCUCUGAUCAGGAGGCCCUGGACGUGUUUCUAAACUCAGGCUCAGGAGCAGAGGAUGGAGAGCUGGCAUCUCCACUACCAGAAGUGGAGGACGACGAAGAAGAAGACGAGGAGGAGGAUGAAGAUGCAGAGGUUGUAUACAGGGAGCGAGCACCUUUGAAACGGCAAGAUGAAGUUCAGUGCGGAUCAAAGUCACGUAUAUCCUCUACAUCAUCUGGUUCAAGUGACACCAGCGGGGGUGGAGUCGACACGCCUGUGAUCCAGUCGGACGAUGAAGAAGUCCAUGCCGACACUCUGCUGCUCACCUCUGUUCCCCACACGAGGGAUGAAGAAACAGAGGAGGAAGACGAGGAGGAAAAAUGCCUUGUACCUAAAUCUCCAUAAAGACUGAGUUUUACUCUCUGUAGAGAUACUUGUGUAAAAAAAAAGUUAAAUGCCAUCCUUUUGGGGGGAAAACCCUAGCAUGGUUGUCCUUGCUGUGAUUUGCAUUUACAUUCUCUUGAAUGUUUCCCUGACUAUUGGAUUUUUCUUUACAUCUCAAAAUCUAUUUUUCAUAGUAAGUGUUAAACACUGUAUUUAACUAAUGUUUAAAUUCUCUUUCCUGUGUGCGUGUCUAUACUUUGCGUGAGUCACUAUGAGUCAUCUCUCCCCUUUAUUAUCAUAUAUUUUUGGCUGAUAUUCAAAAUUGAGAUCAUACCUCUCAAAGGAGUUCCCAGCCUAAUACUGAGAAUGAAAGACGUCAAACGUGUUUACAGUAAACAUUAAUCCGUGUUUAAUAAGAGCAAAAUUAAUCAACAAUCAAGUCAGCAAUAGUGAGCUAAACCCCCUCAAAAACUGGAAUUUCUUUUUUGUUCAUGUGCAUGAGCAAACUAUUUACAGUAUCAUUCAUAGAACUGUUUGUAAAUGCUUGCCAUUUUGUUCUUGUAAGUGACUACAUUUCAUGUUUUCAAUGAUGUAACUGCAGUGUUGCAUUACUGUACUCAUUAGGAUGUCUCUUCUGUCCUCCACAGCAGGUGUUUUAGGAUACAAUUGACAAUGUAGUGAGUGUUUCAGAUGACAUGCAUGUUUUUGUUUCUGCACAGUGUAUUUCUGUGUGUGUGUGUGUGUGUGUGUGUGUGUGUGUGUGUGUGUGUGUGUGUGUGUGUGUGUGUGUGUGUGUGUGUGUGUGUGUGUGUGUGUGUGUGUGUGUGUGUGUGUGUGUGUGUGUGUGUGUGUAAGGGUGUCAAUGGUAAAUACUACAAUGCAACAGGUAUGCCCUGGUUGGACAUACGCUGAUUUCAAAACAUCCAUUUCACAGUGUUGGUCUUGCUGUGAAUCGUUCUCCCAUGCGUACAUCUUGCUAUGAACUUAAUAAAAAUGACACAGAGUUUAAAAACAUAUGAUUUUACUUUUUAAAUUAUACUGUAUCUAUAUACAUGCCUUUGCCGUCUGUCUUUAUGUUGGACUCUCUUUUUGGAGCCCUUGUAAGUGUAGCUUAAGAUAUGUUGGUUGCUGUAAUUAUUUCUCCUGUUCAUACUGGAUACUAGUGUUGUCACAAUACCAGCAUUUUUGUUUCAAUACCGAUACCAAGUCAGUUUUGUUCAACACCUGUAUGAGCUUGUGAAAGCAGGAGAAUCUGUUUCCCACUUGACAUUUGUUUUUUCAUCACAUCCAUAAA
Molecule: messenger RNA, 2365 nt
Organism: Eleginops maclovinus (Patagonian blennie)
Lineage: Eukaryota; Metazoa; Chordata; Actinopteri; Perciformes; Eleginopidae
Product: dysbindin-like
Exons: 5
Coding region: 433-1092 (219 amino acids)
Biological process (GO): negative regulation of protein kinase activity
Cellular component (GO): cytoplasm
Source: RefSeq, a predicted model, not a curated record